AGUUCCUGUUGAUAUCUAUUUAAAGACCUGACCGCAGCUGAAACCUCAUUGCCAUCGUUAGACGCACUGGUCUGGAAAUCAAAAACCUGUGUUGUGUUUAUCUGAGCUUUGCAGGGACAUGGGUGGGAGGAAUAUCGGAGUUGCUGUGGACUUCUCAUCGUGCAGCAAAGCGGCUCUGCGAUGGGCGUCAACCAACCUUGCCAGGAGCGGUGAUCAACUCGUGCUGAUCCAUGUCAACAACUCCUACCAGAAUGAGCAAGGAGCGAUGCAUCUCUGGGAACAGAGUGGUUCACCGCUCAUCCCUCUGGUAGAGUUCUCGGACCCCCAUGUUACCAAGAAGUACGGCCUGUCACCGGACAAGGAGACGCUGGAGAUCCUGGCCCAAGUGGCACAUCAGAGCGGGGUUGAGGUCUUUGGGAAGAUACUCUACGGCGACCCGACCAAGAAGGUGUGUGAGGCAGUCGACCUGGUUCCCCUCAGCUGCCUGGUCAUCGGAAGCAGAGGCCUGAGCACGCUCAAGAGGGCUCUGAUGGGGAGCGUGAGCACCUACGUCGUGAACCACGCGGCCUGCCCGGUCACGGUCGUGAAGGAGAACAUGUAGUCGCAGCUUGCUACCGAUGAUGAUGCAUAUGCCGUCUGCAGUCUUGAAAGGAGAUACAUACAAGAAGAUAAUACCGUCUGCAAGAACAAUAGUAGCAACGUGUAACCAGUAAUAAUAAUAGUAUGACAAAUAAAGUCUGCUCGGCGUGCACUCCUCUUCUGUAUCUUGAAAAGACACAUGCUUCAUCUAAGCAUUUGUACUCUCACAGAUACUAUAUUUCAUAGCAACACCAUGAAAUUGGACUCCGAAAUUUACUUGGAA
This is a messenger RNA of Triticum urartu, 862 nucleotides long. Its product is annotated as universal stress protein PHOS32. Lineage: Eukaryota; Viridiplantae; Streptophyta; Magnoliopsida; Poales; Poaceae. The record is from RefSeq and is a predicted model, not a curated record.